Oncorhynchus keta (chum salmon) is the source of this 4374-nucleotide messenger RNA. Its product is annotated as forkhead box protein J2-like. Gene Ontology annotation, cellular component: nucleus. Gene Ontology annotation, molecular function: DNA-binding transcription factor activity, RNA polymerase II-specific; RNA polymerase II cis-regulatory region sequence-specific DNA binding. The coding region runs from base 581 to 2671 and encodes 696 amino acids. The record is from RefSeq and is a predicted model, not a curated record. The transcript has 10 exons. Lineage: Eukaryota; Metazoa; Chordata; Actinopteri; Salmoniformes; Salmonidae. Gene Ontology annotation, biological process: regulation of transcription by RNA polymerase II.
AUGACCUCAUUCAGGGGCAGACUGAAAGGGAGGGGAAGUAAGAGAGGGAGAGAAAAUGGAAGCAGUCUGCUAUACAUUUUUUUUCUCCACACACAAACUUUCAAAAAGAGAAAAGACGAUAAGAGCCGAUGACGAUCAACCGAUUGGGAAUGAGAGCGAGAGAUAAAGAAAUAGGGAGGAAUAACACUAACCUGACACUGAGUCUACUGCACAACUGAUGAGAACAUCAAAUAUUACGUAUUUGAGGCCUUGAGGCCUUAAUUGACCAAGGAGAGAAAGCAGGUGGGCACUUCUGGUCCUGGAGGGUUGCAGUGUGUGCAGGCUUUUAUUCCAACCCUCAGAGCCCUGACAGAGAGAGAGAGAGCAUGUCUUCUAACUUGGACUCCAGUCUAACCAGCAUAGACUGGCUCCCCCAGCUGGGAAUCAGCUCACUGCGAUCAGGAAGAGAGGAGGAGAAGAGGGGGAGAGAAAGAAAGAGAGAGGGAGGGAGAGAAGUGAUCUUUCUCCAUCCAUCCCUGUCCCCUUUCCUUCCUCUGGAUCCAAAGCCAAGCCCCCUCACAGCUAUGCCACCCUCAUCGCCAUGGCGAUAGGUGCUGCCCCCGGCAGGAAGUUGAGUUUGAAUGACAUCUACAUGUGGAUCAGUGACAUGUUCCCCUACUACAGCAGAUCUGCCAGGGGAUGGAAGAACUCCAUACGCCAUAACCUGUCCCUCAAUAAAUGCUUCCGGAAGGUUCCUCGACCCCAAAGUGACCCUGGGAAGGGUUCCUAUUGGAUGAUGGACGGCCCCUCCGAGCCCAAUCCGCUGAAAGGAACCAAGCGUCCGUAUCCAGCUGAAGAGGAGGAGGGGUCCAUCCAGGUCCCCAAUGUCUCAGUGAUGCAGGCAGAGAAACAGCAUUCACCUCAGACAGACCAUUAUAGGUCUUUAGCAUCUCCACAGACAGACCAUUAUAGGCCUUUAGCAUCUCCACAGACAGACCAUUAUAGGUCUUUAGCAUCUCCACAGACAGACCAGUAUAGGUCUUUAGCAUCUCCACAGACAGACCAGUAUAGGUCUUUAGCAUCUCCACAGACAGACCAUUAUAGGUCUUUGGCAUCUCCACAGACAGACCAUUAUAGUUCUUUAGAAUCGCCACAGGAACCCAGUCAACAACUAUCCACCCCACCAUGCAAGCAACGGCCACCCUAUAUGCAGUCCCCUGUCUCCUCUCUCCCUGUCCCCCAUGAUACUGUCUCCCCAUCUACUGCCUCUGCUACUCUCCCCUCUAUUUCUAUCCCUCACUCUCUCCCCUCUCUUUCUGUCCCUCACUCUCUCCCCUCUCUUUCUGUUCCUCAUUCUCUCCCCUCUCUUUCUAUCCCUCAUUCUCUCUCCUCUCUUUCUGUCCCUCACUCUCUCUCCUCUCUUUCUGUCCCUCACUCUCUCCCCUCUCUUUCUGUUCCUCAUUCUCUCCCCUCUCUUUCUAUCCCUCAUUCUCUCUCUCUUUCUGUCCCCCACCCGCUCCCCUCUCUUUCUGUUCCUCAUUCUCUCCCCUCUCUUUCUAUCCCUCAUUCUCUCUCCUCUCUUUCUGUCCCUCACUCUCUCACCUCUCUUUCUGUUCCUCAUUCUCUCUCCUCUAUUUCUGUCCCUCACUCUCUCACCUCUCUUUCUGUUCCUCAUUCUCUCCCCUCUCUUUCUGUCCCUCACUCUCUCCCCUCUCUUUCUGUUCCUCAUUCUCUCCCCUCUCUUUCUGUCCCUCAUUCUCUCCCCUCUCUUUCUGUCCCUCACUCUACUGUCCCCUCUUCUGUCUCCCCUCAAAGUCUCCCUCCUUCUGUUCCCUCUCUUUCUGUCCCAUCUCUUUCUGUUGCCCCCACCUACGCCUCGUCACACUCCUGUGAUCCCCUUCUCCGUUUCACCUUCUCUGAUCUGAACCUGCCAGACCUCUACACCUCCUUCCAGUCCCUCGGCAGAAGCGUCAGGGAGAGAGUGGCCUCGCAAUCGGACGUGGGUCCAUUAUUUGUGUUGACCAAUGACAGUACCCCACUGCACACCCCAACCCUCCCCCCUUUCUCCCCUCACCUUGUACCCCCUGUAGCACCCGGGCCUCCUCCUGAGGCAGACAGACUGUCUCACAGCAGUGUGGUGCCAGCAGACUGGUUCAGUACUACAGACACUCUGAAGGAGAGCUUUAGGGUCGCCAGCAGUCUGGACUGGGCCAACAUUGACCUCACUAGCCACCCAGACCUCCUGGAGAGCAUGCGCCAGGCCGAGCUCUGUGAUUGGGCGCUGGAGCCGACACUCUUCACUUCGCUCUGUGAUUCAUUAAACCGUUUCUUCACUCAGAAGGGCCUAAUUGGCUCGUCCUCUGGUAACAACUCCCCAUUGGCCCAUGGUGCCCCUCAAUCUCUGCUCCUCCCACCCCUUACUCACAACACCCCCACCCUGGCCAGCCUGACCCACCCCUCUCCCCUGGCCUAUCCCCCUCGGGUCCCCCCUUCCAGCAGUGGGCAGCCUCCCAGGAGUCCCCUCCACCCCCAAACUCAGGUUGUACAGAGGCCCCACCUGACCCAAAAUGAAGCCCUUCAGGCCAAUGCUGGGAUCCAACUUCAACCUAAACCCCGUCCCCCUAUGAAACAUCUCCAUAACAACAGCGAGGAGAUCCAAGAUGACUUUGACUGGGACUCUCUGAUCGCCUGAAUUGAAUUCUGUUUGCCCCACGAUUCCAUUCAGGAAGUCUACUGGAUCAGUGUUGCCUGCCGGCACAGAUCUAGGAUCAGCUUACCCUCCCCAAAACAAACCUGGACCACUGGGAGGAAACAACCAAAACUGAACAUCUAGGGGAAACGUCCUCCUACUCCGAGGGGCCUCCCAUACGAAACACUACACCCUAUAUUCAGCUGCCUCACCACACACGCUACUCUUGCCAGUGAGGAUGGUCAUUGAUACUGCAUUCAGUCAUAAUGUAUUGCUAUAGUGAAAUGGUUGAAAGGUUUUUGGUUCCUACUUAUUUUCUGCAAUUGUAUCCCUAUCUGGAAGUCUUCACAGAAGCUUCUGGACAUGCAUAUAUCCUCCAACUGACAGAGAAGACUUCAUAUGUUAAUAACAUAACACAACAGUUCCUCCAUCCAACAGCAUUGGAACAUCAAACACACAGUACACCAGACAGACAGAUUUAACGUAAGGAAACAUACCCUUUGUGGAUUUGUUUUAUUUCUUACAUUUCUUCUUUUUUUUUUUCAUUUUACUUUUCAAAUGUGAAUGUUCACAGUUAACACCACACAAAAUGUGACCUUUCCCAAUAAAAGAGAUAUUUUAGUUUAUAUAAAAUAACAAUCAAUUCAUCAAACUAAAUGAAAAGAAACAACAUGUCAUCAAGUCCCCUGUUGUUUAAAGUUCGUUCAUUGAAUUGUCUCUUUAAAAGAAGCAUCUGCAGCUCUCCCCCCGUAGGAACGAGGAUCAGAAAGGACAGGGUCCCCCCGUAGGAACGAGGGUCAGAAAGGACAGGGUCCCCCCGUAGGAACGAGGGUCAGAAAGGACAGGGUCCCCCCGUAGGAACGAGGGUCAGAAAGGACAGGGUCCCCCCGUAGGAACGAGGGUCAGAAAGGACAGGGUCCCCCGUAGGAACGAGGGUCAGAAAGGACAGGGUCCCCCCGUAGGAACGAGGGUCAGAAAGGACAGGGUCCCCCCGUAGGAACGAGGGUCAGAAAGGACAGGGUCCCCCCGUAGGAACGAGGGUCAGAAAGGACAGGGGUCCCCGUAGGAACGAGGGUCAGAAAGGACAGGGUCCCCCCGUAGGAACGAGGGUCAGAAAGGACAGGGUCCCCCCGUAGGAACGAGGGUCAGAAAGGACAGGGUCCCCCCGUAGGAACGAGGGUCAGAAAGGACAGGGUCCCCCGUAGGAACGAGGGUCAGAAAGGACAGGGUCCAGUCAUGUUGAGACACCUGGAGACGAGACAUUCUGUAUGAAAGAGUGAGAAAGACUAAUGCUUCUGAUUAAUACAAAACUUUUGUGAAAUAAAAUUGGCAGAAAAAUGUGAUCCUUAUAAUACCUCAUUUGAAAUCCCAACAUUACAUAGCAUUGAUACAAGUGACAAUUUUUAAAAACAAAAAUAAUAGAUUUGUAUCUUGCUGAAAUAAGCGAGGACGCAGGAUGAAUGGAGACACAUUCACACACACACACACACACUCUUCCACACAACACAUUUACAAAACACAUUCCAUCUCUCCUCAACCAAUUCAAUAGUUGCCUUCUUGUUUUCCAUGACAAUCACUAACAAAAAAUAAGCAUUUGAUUUUAUGGCAUAAUUGCUUCAUUUUUCCCCACUUGUUUAUUCAUUCCCAGGAGCGGAAAAAAUUAUCAAUAAAUUAUAUUAAACAUUAAAUAAAAAAUAGAACAGCUA